UACCCACUACUAUCUACACGCAAACAUAAACCUUAACGGCUUAACCCAUCCACAGUGUCUUCAACAUUUUCUUCCCGCAGACAAAAAGCAUGGCGGUUCCGCCUUAUCUCCUCCACUCCUCCGCCUUCUUCCUCAUCGCCUUCCUCUCCUACACGGCGGCGGCGUUUGACGUAACCACCACCCCUUUCGACCAAGGCUUCACCACUCUCUACGGCGAAUCCAACAUCCUCCGCUCCACCAGCGACGACUCCGUUCGCCUCCACCUCAACCACUUAUCAGGUUCUGGCUUCCGCUCUUCUGAUCUAUACAGCCAUGGCUUCUUCAGUGCCAAGAUAAAGCUCCCAUCGGACUACACCGCAGGAAUCGUGGUUGCCUUUUAUACGACGAACGCGGACGUGUUUGAAAAGACGCACGACGAAUUGGACUUUGAAUUUCUGGGAAACGUGAAGGGGAAGCCAUGGCGGUUCCAGACGAACAUGUAUGGGAAUGGGAGCACGAGUAGGGGAAGGGAAGAGAGGUAUUUGCUGUGGUUUGAUCCGUCCAAAGAGUUCCACCGCUACAGUAUUCUAUGGACCAACCAAACCAUCAUAUUUUACAUAGAUGAUGUUCCCAUUAGAGAGAUGAUACGAAACGAAGCCAUGGGGGGAGACUUCCCACAAAAGCCGAUGGGCCUAUACGCCACCAUCUGGGACGCUUCCGACUGGGCCACUUCCGGCGGAAGGUACAAAGUCAACUACAAAUACGCUCCCUUCGUGGCCCACUUCACCGACCUCGUCCUCCGCGGAUGCGCCGCCGAUCCUUUACAGGAGGUCGUCGGCGAGCACCCCGGGGUCGGCGGCUGCGACGACCGCCGCGAGCUGGAAGGAGCCGAUUUCGCUAACGUGACUCCGAAGCAAAGAAGGGCCAUGAAGAGGUUCAGACAGAAGCACAUGUACUACUCCUACUGCUACGAUUCCGUGAGGUACGCGGUGCCGCCGCCGGAGUGCGUGAUUGACGCGGCGGAGAGGCAGCAGUUCAAGGAGACCGGGCGGCUGAAGUUCGAGAAGCGCCACCACCGCCGUGGCAAGAGAUCGUCGAGAAGUGAAGUGUUUGAGAGAACCAACUAUGGGAGUAACCAAGACGAAGACUAAUUAUACUUACAGAGUUACAGAAUAUAUAUAUAUAUAUACUUGAUCGAUUGAUUUUUUUUUUUUUUUGAAAAUAAUUUUUAUGGGAUUGAAUUUAUUUGGAUUUGGUUAAUUAUUGUCAACUAAGAGAGAAAAUUUGCCUCAUUUUCUUGUGUAAAUAAAUAAACAAUUACAUUAUCACUUA
Molecule: messenger RNA, 1311 nt
Organism: Ipomoea nil (Japanese morning glory)
Lineage: Eukaryota; Viridiplantae; Streptophyta; Magnoliopsida; Solanales; Convolvulaceae
Product: probable xyloglucan endotransglucosylase/hydrolase protein 30
Exons: 4
Coding region: 90-1130 (346 amino acids)
Biological process (GO): xyloglucan metabolic process; cell wall biogenesis
Cellular component (GO): cell wall; apoplast
Molecular function (GO): xyloglucan:xyloglucosyl transferase activity; hydrolase activity, hydrolyzing O-glycosyl compounds
Source: RefSeq, a predicted model, not a curated record